Messenger RNA from Chara braunii, 1942 nucleotides. NCBI's taxonomy places the organism in Eukaryota, Viridiplantae, Streptophyta, Charophyceae, Charales, Characeae. The record is from the annotation of a GenBank genome assembly.
UGCGCAUGUUGAACUGCAGGCCACCUCGCUACUCCCUUCUCCAACGGGCAGUACCGCCUCCGUCAGCAGUUACUCAGCCCCUUGCCAGCCGUUUCCCCGCCUUCUACUCAGUAGCAGGCAGGGUCUACACCAGCAGCCGGGUCCUUCCCUCCAACGGCGGACUUUACUACGAUUCCAUAGUAAGAUGAGCAAUGCGUCUUUGACAGGUGAGUACAACAAAGUUGCUGACGCACUGUCGCGUAGGCCAGACUUCUCUGGUGCGCUGAUCACUGAGUUUGGGCUUGCGGACGAUGUCACUUGCUCUUUGGUGGAAGCCUAUCACGAGGACCAGUUCAUGUCCGAGAUCAUAUGCAGACUCGAGGCGAAGGACAAAGUGACUUCUGCCGAGUUUGAGUUGGUCAACGGCUUGCUGUUCCUUGAGAAGGCCGGGAAUAAACGUUUGUGUGUUCCCAAUAGAGAGUCUUUGCGUAGUUUAUUUUUAGGUGAGAGUCAUGAUGCCACGGGACAUUUUGGUUUCAAGAAGACUGCAGCCAAUCAGUUGCAGCGGUUCUGGUGGCCCACGAUGAUGAGAGAUGCUAAACUGUAUGUCGAGACUUGUCAAGUUUGUCAACGUGACAAGCCCUGGACACAGGCUCCUCUUGGGCUGCUCAAGCCCCUUCCCAUUCCGGAGAGGCCUGGUGAAAGCCUGUCCAUGGACUUCAUGGAUACGGUAGUCACCAGCAAGAGUGGCAUGAGGUACAUCUACGUCAUUGUGGAUAGAUUUAAUAAGUAUGCUAGGUUAGUGGCCAUGCCAGAAACAGCAAAGGCCGAGUACGUUAUCAAGCUAUUUAAGGAAAACUGGGUCAGAGACUUUGGCCUGUCUGAAGUCUAUAAUCAGCGACAGGCUUAUCGAAAGCCUCUUUAUGGAGAUUGCUUUCUCGAGGUUUCCUACAUUUACUCUGGUGGGAGAGGACGUAUUGAGAUAUUGAUUGGAGCUUCAGGCGAUAUCAUUCUUGCGGAGGAGUUUUAUCUCAGGAGCGUCGCAGACGAGGAGAUGGCUAGAUGCAUGGCCUACAUCUACAAGAUUGAUCCAGCAGCGCCUCUCGACAUCAGCUACGUGGUUCCAGAUGUUCGCAGUACCUCGAAGUAUGAGCGCAUGGAGCUAAUCCAAGAGGCGAUGUCCCCCUUCCUGUCGUACUUGGAUGGCAGAGUGGCUGCCCUCUUGUCCACUACGGGACCGCUGUAUUGUACGCCAGUAAGAACUGUGGCGUUUUGGGUUGAUGUUCCUGCAUUUGGAACUAGGACCAGUGCAGAACUGUCGGCGCUGCCGCUUGAGGAGCUGGCACCAGUUCUUGCGCUCGUCACAGUUCCACUUGCUCUCGUCAUGAGGAUUGUGUUAGGGUACCGCAGCCACGGCCAGUGUGAUCAAGACAACACACAGUUGGGAGUCUUUGUUCUGCAGGACAACAGGUUUCGAUGGCUAACAAGGAUCUCUGUAGAUAUGCCUUCUUCAGCUACGAUUCCAGGGCUUUCAUCCUCCAGCUUUGGAUCAUCAGAGAUUACUAGCCCUCGUCAUCACCAGCCAGUGAGAGUGAUGUCUGCUGCAGGACAGUACUUGUACUUUCCUUGCGGCUUGAUCCGUGGGGCACUCACUAACCUUGGGGUCUCCUGCACAGUGUCUGCUGAAGUCAGCUCACUUCCUACAUGCUCAUUUACUAUCCGCAUAAAGUCCUGAACGUGCAGAUGAGUUGCUAUGAAAGGUAUUGGAGUUAGUUUUCUUCGGCGGAUUUAUUGUGCUACAUGUACCCUGUCAGGUUAGACAAGAGGGGAUCUCCAGCUAAUCUGAUCAGGGCCCGUUCGAUAAGUCAGUCCUCUCUUCCGUUUAUAUUUUUUAUUAUUAUUAUUCUUUUCUUUAUUCUGAUGCGUGUCAUUCUCCAAGUCCAAAUGAAUUGCCGCUCCGGCU